UUACAAAAAAUGGCACAAUACAAAGGGGCGUCAGUUGAUGGUUUUCGAGCAAAAACUUUGUUGAAAAAGAGAGAAAAGCAAAAGGAAGAAAUAGAGCAUCUUAAAAAUAAAAUUACUGAAGACAUGGACCAAAGAAGUAAUAUUGCUAUCAAUCAAAAGUUUUCAGCACACUAUGAUGCAGUUGAACAAGAGCUGAGAGAUAAUACAAUUGGACUUGUGACAUUGGAUCAGAUGAAAGCAAAGCGAGAAAGUGUUGUACAAGAGCAUGAAAAGAGAAUUGCAAGCGAAAAACAAGCUAAAGAGAUUGAAAAAGAAAGGAAAAGAAAGAAAAAGGAGCAAGAAAAGACAGAGAAGCGUUCAAAGUUAUCAUUUGGCUUAGAGGAAGAAGAAGAAGAUGAGAAUGAAACUCAUUUUGAAGAAAUAAAACCAGGACGAAGGCUGGGUAAAAAUCCAGAUGUUGAUACAUCUUUUUUACCUGACAAAGAUAGAGAAGAAGAAGAAAAUAAAGAGAGAGAGCGUUUGAGACAAGAAUGGGUUGAAAAACAAGAACAAAUCAAAGCUGAAAGUGUUGAAGUUACAUAUAGUUACUGGGAUGGUUCUGGUCAUCGAAAAAAAUGCUUAAUGAAGAAAGGUGAUACUAUUCAAAAAUUUUUACAGCAAUGUUUAAGAGAUCUACGUCAAGAAUUUACAGAACUAAGACCUGUUGAUGUAGUUAGUUUGAUGUAUGUCAAAGAAGAUCUAAUUAUACCUCAUCAUUAUACAUUCUAUGAUUUCAUCGUUAACAAGGCAAGGGGCAAAAGCGGACCAUUAUUUUCAUUUGAUGCUUACGAAGACAUUCGCAUAACACAAGAUGCUUCUAUUAGUAAGGACGAGUCGCAUGCUGGAAAAGUUUGUUUACGCAGCUGGUACGAAAAAAACAAACAUAUUUUUCCUGCAAGUCGGUGGGAGCCUUAUGAUGCUGAAAAAAAGUGGGACAAAUACACUGUCAAUGACAAAUAAUCGACUUCCUCAACUAGUAGUAAAAUUCAAAUAUUAUUUUUAAAGAUUAUUAAAGCAUUUAAAAAAAAUUGUUAUCUCAUACCUGUUCAAAGAAAUAAAAUCCUGCGAGUCUGUA
Messenger RNA from Hydra vulgaris (swiftwater hydra), 1114 nucleotides. RefSeq names its product protein FAM50A. Gene Ontology annotation, cellular component: nucleus. The record is from RefSeq and is a predicted model, not a curated record. Gene Ontology annotation, biological process: chromatin organization. NCBI's taxonomy places the organism in Eukaryota, Metazoa, Cnidaria, Hydrozoa, Anthoathecata, Hydridae.